CUCAUCCUGAAAGAGAAAACGCACGUUCAGAGCCCUGUCGGCGGGGGCGGGGCCGCAGGCGUGUCCGGGCCGGACGCUGACCACAGCACCUCCACGCUGGCUCGGGGCCCCCUGCCCACCGGCCCACGCGCCCAGCCUCCGCUGGCAAGACCCUGCUUUCUCCGGUUUGGCAGUUGCCAACAUUUUUCAAAAGUGUCAACUGACCUGGAGUCUUAAUGGGAGCACUUGAGGUGGGCAAACCCUUCGGAGUAAGCAGGGAGGAACGCAGCCAUGGACAACCUCACCUCCGCGGCUGGGAACGGCAGCCUGUGCGCCAGAGACUACAACAUCACCCAGGUCCUCUUCCCCCUCCUCUACACGCUCCUGUUUUUCACGGGACUCAUCGUCAACGGCCUGGCGAUGAGGAUUUUCUUCCAGAUCCGCAGUAAAUCCAACUUCAUCAUCUUCCUCAAGAACACGGUCAUUUCCGACCUUCUCAUGAUUCUGACUUUCCCGUUCAAGAUCCUCAGCGAUGCCAGACUGGGAACGGGACCCCUGAGGACUUUCGUGUGCCAGGUGACCUCUGUCGUGUUUUAUUUCACAAUGUACAUCAGCAUUUCCUUCCUGGGGCUGAUAACCAUCGACCGCUACCAGAAGACCACCAGGCCGUUUAAGACAUCCAGCCCCAACAAUCUCCUGGGGGCUAAGAUUCUCUCCAUCGCCAUCUGGGCCUUCAUGUUCUUCCUCUCCUUGCCGAACAUGAUUCUUACCAACAAGAGGCCCGCGGACAAGAACGUGAAGAAAUGCUCCUUCCUCAAGUCCGAGUUUGGCUUGGUCUGGCACGAGAUAGUCAAUUACAUCUGCCAAGUCAUUUUCUGGAUUAAUUUCUUAAUUGUCAUCGUAUGCUACACACUCAUCACGAAAGAACUAUACCGGUCGUACGUGAGGGCCAGGGGUGUGGGCAAAGUCCCCAAGAAAAAGGUGAACGUCAAGGUGUUCAUCAUCAUCGCUGUCUUCUUCAUCUGUUUCGUGCCCUUCCACUUCGCCCGCAUCCCCUACACCCUCAGCCAGACUCGGGACGUCUUCCACUGCUCUGCGGAGAACACGCUGUUCUACGUGAAGGAGGCCACGCUCUGGCUGACCUCCUUGAACGCCUGCUUGGACCCGUUUAUCUACUUCUUCCUUUGCAAGUCCUUCAGAAACUCCCUGCUGGGCAUGCUGAAGGGCCUCGGCGCAGCGACACCCGCGCCCCCAAACCGCAGGAGGCAAGGGCAGGGUGGUGAGGACCCAAGUGAAGAGACGCCCAUGUGAACUGACCCCGGGGAUGCUUCGACCUCCUGGUGAGGGGACUCCUCCCAGGAACACAGUAUGCAGACGUAUUCAUGCUAAGAAGCAGAUGAGUCCGCGGCAGGGACUCUGGAAACAACGGAAGACGACAAAAGUAACUUUCAUUUACUUUUCCAGUGUCAGAAGCUAUCUUAAAAUGUGGAAAAGUAAGUCCACUUGUCGCUGUGGAGCCAAACAGGCUGUAUCCAAGCCCCAUGCGACAUGCAUGAACGGUCCAGUUUGGGCAGAAUGGGUAACGAUAUAUUAAUACCUACUGUAAUUCUUUAAGUACAGUAUUGGUCACAAUGCUAUAAUCAACUUACUGUAUAAUCAACUGAAGAAUGAUAAAUGUGAUAAGAUUUUCUGACCCCAAAUUGUACUUACUAAGAUGUGUAUAUAAUCCUAGUCCCCUAAUCAAAUGCUGACCUAUUGUGAUAAUCAUUAUAAACAUUUAAGGAAGUGGGACAUGCAAAGAAUAGUAACUACUAACUUGUCAUUAUUAGCAAAGAGUUAAGGGAUUUAUACUAAUCAAAAUGGUAAGAGAUUGGACUGAAUUUUUUUAAAUGUUCAUUAAGUUAGAGGACUAAAAACUACCUUUCCAAUAAAAAGUAAAGAAAUAGCAAAUGAAGCUAUUAAAAUAAGGAGUUUUUAUGCACACACAAACAAAAACCAUAAUACUUAACACUAGAGAAACCAGUUUUACUAAUAUUUUGACAACUUUAGUAAAUACAAUGCCAUCAUUAACCUAUCUUUAUUAACCAGCUAUUAGCAACUGCAUGCAACUUGGGUUAAUAAACAUUUCUCACAGUGAGAAGAACAAAUUAAAUAUAAUCAGGCAUUUGCAGAGGAUAACCAUCAACAGGAAAGUGAUUAAAAUGUUUGCAUUUACCUGUUUGUUAUUGGUGUGUAUAACAAAAAUUUUACAUUAAACGCUCAAUCA
Molossus molossus (Pallas's mastiff bat) is the source of this 2245-nucleotide messenger RNA. It is a transcript of the gene P2RY12, whose product is annotated as purinergic receptor P2Y12. Gene Ontology annotation, biological process: blood coagulation; G protein-coupled receptor signaling pathway. The transcript is spliced from 2 exons. Bases 271 to 1290 code for a protein of 339 amino acids. The record is from RefSeq and is a predicted model, not a curated record. Lineage: Eukaryota; Metazoa; Chordata; Mammalia; Chiroptera; Molossidae. Gene Ontology annotation, cellular component: membrane. Gene Ontology annotation, molecular function: G protein-coupled purinergic nucleotide receptor activity.